Molecule: messenger RNA, 3423 nt
Organism: Paramisgurnus dabryanus
Lineage: Eukaryota; Metazoa; Chordata; Actinopteri; Cypriniformes; Cobitidae
Gene: capn1b
Product: calpain 1, (mu/I) large subunit b
Biological process (GO): proteolysis
Cellular component (GO): cytoplasm
Molecular function (GO): calcium ion binding; calcium-dependent cysteine-type endopeptidase activity
Source: RefSeq, a predicted model, not a curated record
AGUGCUUCUAUCAACCUAGAAAAUGUGAAAAAGAUCAACCCAGUAAUUUAAUUUUGGUAAACCAUUCUCUGCAAGCCUGUGAAAAAAUAUGUAAUUGAAAUUUGGCUCCCCUUGUGAUGUCAGAAGGGGAUAAUACCGCCCCUUAAUCUGCAUUAUCCAACAACGGCACUGCCAUUUAGUGCAGAGAUCAGCUCAUUUGCAUUUUUAAGGACACACCCCAAAAACCCAAUGGGUUUCAGGUCAAAAAGGGACAAACCGUUGGGUUAAAUUACCCUUGGAAAAUGUCCAUAUUUCACCCAACCAUUGAUCAAAACAAACCGGAAUUUGAGAUUAAAACAACCUAGUAUAGCUUAAUUUAUAUUUGCCUUUUUGCAUUUUAUCCUAAGCAGCUUACAGUGCAUUACUAAGUAUACAUAAUGUUUUUAUUAGUUUGUGUGUCCCCUGGGUUUGAACCCAUUACCGCUACCACGAUACACGAGCACAGAGAUUGGGUUUGUCCUUUUUAAACACAACCAUGGGUUGAAAAUAACCUAGCAUUUUAAAAAUGUAAGAUUGUAUUUUAAUACUGAGCAUGGUACAGUACCGAGUCGGCCCAUAGACUUCCAUUGUGCCAUUGCGCUAAAGUCGUAUUGAACCUGGAACAGUCCUUUAACAUUACUCAACACUUUUGUUUGAUUCUGUCGAAUAAGUCAGUCACCUUGGUACAGUAUCUGUUAAAAUAACUACUGUCUGUUUAUGGUGGGCUACAGCAUGUAUUCGUUUGGCGGGGUGUCGUCGCGUAUUCAGAAGGAGCGUCUGCUGGCAGAAGGGAUGGGUACCAAUGAGAAAGCACUCAAGUUCCUGAACCAAGAUUAUGAUGAACUGAAGAGAGAAUGUGUGGAGAGUGGGAAAAUGUUUGAAGACCCCUGUUUCCCCGCCAUAGCCCAGUCAUUGGGAUUUAAAGAGCUUGCCCCAAACUCCUCCAAAACACGCGGUGUGAAGUGGAUGAGGCCCAAUGAGCUGUCAAACAACCCUCAGUUUAUUGUGGGCGGGGCCACACGGACAGAUAUUUGCCAGGGGGCUUUAGGUGACUGUUGGCUACUGGCUGCCAUAGCAUCCCUGACCCUAAAUGACAGGCUGCUACACCGGGUUGUACCUCACGGGCAAAACUUUACAGAUGACUACGCAGGCAUCUUUCACUUCCAGUUCUGGCAGUUUGGCGAAUGGAUGGACGUUGUGAUCGAUGACCGCUUGCCUACAAAGGAAGGAAAGCUGCUGUUUGUUCACUCGGCAGAGGGAAACGAAUUCUGGAGCGCCCUACUGGAGAAGGCUUAUGCAAAGCUGAACGGUUCGUACGAAGCUCUGUCCGGCGGUUCCACCACGGAAGGCUUCGAGGACUUCACGGGCGGAGUUGCCGAGAUGUACGAGCUGCGUAGUGCUCCCAAAGAUUUGCACCGCAUCAUCGGCAAAGCUUUGGAAAGAGGUUCCCUGUUGGGAUGCUCUAUUGAUAUCACCAAUGCUUUGGACAUGGAGGCUGUGACUUUUAAGAAGCUGGUGAAGGGACAUGCGUAUUCUGUCACGGGUCUCAGAGAGGUAAAUUACCGCGGUAACAAAGAGAGGCUGAUCCGUAUCCGGAACCCUUGGGGUCAAGUCGAAUGGACAGGAGCUUGGAGUGACAAUUCAUCAGAGUGGAACGGGAUUGACUCUGCUGAUAGAGAAGAAAUGAACAACCACAUGGAGGAUGGCGAGUUCUGGAUGUCUUUUCAGGAGUUCAAGCGUCAGUUUUCUCGGCUUGAAAUCUGUAACCUGACAGCGGACGCUCUGAGCGAAGAUGCUCAGAGUUUUUGGAACACGAUUAAGUUUACCGGAAGUUGGAGAAAAGGGAGUACGGCAGGCGGCUGCAGGAACCACCCCAAUACAUUCUGGAUAAACCCGCAGUAUAAAAUCACCCUCCUUGAGGAAGAUGAUGAUCCUGAGGAUGAAGAGGUUGCAUGCAGCUUUCUGGUGGCACUGAUGCAGAAGGACAGACGGCGUUAUCGCAAACAGGGACAGGACAUGCACACCAUCGGCUUCGCUUUAUAUAAGGUCCCGGAAGAGUAUCAAGGCGCUCAGAGCGUUCACCUCAAGAAGGAAUUUUUCCUGCGCCAGUCCUCAUGCGGACGUUCACAGAGUUUCAUAAACCUGCGUGAGGUCAGCGCAAGACUGAAGUUGCCUCCGGGCGAGUACCUCAUCGUCCCGUCCACCUUUGAGCCCAGCAAAGAGGCCGACUUUGUUCUCCGAGUUUUCACGGAGAAAGCCACUGAAACACAAGAGAUGGAUGAUGAAAUUUCAUUUAACCUGGAAGAUGAAGAGGAGAUUUCCGAAGCAGACAUUGAUGAGUCUUUUAAACGAAUGUUCGCUCAGCUCUCCGGCGAGGACAUGGAGAUAUCCGUUCAUGAGUUACAAACCAUUUUGAACCGAGUGGUCUGCAAACACGGCGAUCUUAAAACAGACGGCUUCGGUAUGGAGUCGUGCAGAUGUAUGGUCAACCUGAUGGAUAAAGAUGGCAGCGCGCGGCUGGGACUCGUGGAGUUUCAGAUCCUUUGGAAUAAAGUCAGGAAGUGGCUGGGAAUUUACAGACAGUUUGAUCUGGAUAAGUCUGGCACCAUGAGCUCGUACGAGAUGCGGCUGGCUUUAGAAGCGGCUGGGUUUAAGCUCAACAACAAGCUGCAUCAGAUGCUGGUGGCGCGAUAUUCAGAGGGAGAGAUGAUUGAUUUUGACAACUUCGUAUGUUGCCUGGUCAAACUGGAAGCGAUGUUUAAGGCUUUUAAAGAGCUGGAUAGAGAAGGGACAGGGGUCGCACAGCUCAAUGUCUGUGAGUGGCUGUACAUGACCAUGUGUGGUUGAUGUGUGGAAACAACCAGACCUCGCGGGAAUUCAAACGUAUUUUCACACGUGAAUCGUACAAAAAUGUACGAUUAUUAAAAACAAUAAUGAUACCCCUACAAACAACGUCACGGGCAAAAGCAAAUCAUACAAAAAAUGGUCGUACAAAUUACUACAAAUAGCCACCUCGUAAAAUACAUAUGGAUUGCCAUGAGAUUAUGUUGGUGGAGAAGAUCAUUUAAUGCUAAACAAGAAGGGCCAAAAUCACAACCACAACUACAGCUUUAUAGCCAUUACACCAAAGGAUGCCAAAGCAAUACAUAACAUACUGCCUUAAAAACACACCCAACCUAACCAAUACACUGCAAAAAAUUACUUUCUUAGUAUUUUUGUCUUGUUUUCAGUACAAAUAUGUAUUUUCCGAUGACCAAAAACAAAUUAUGAAAAUAAGUCUAGUUUUUAGACAAAAAAGGUCCAGACAGGCUCACCCCUAGUUCAAAUAUCUACAUUUUUUUUUAAAUUAAGAUGCAUUUUCUUAAUGAGAAAAAUUAUCUAAAAAAAUGUAUCUAGUUUUUAGAC